CUCGGAGUGCUAUGGCCCCAAAUGCGAAGCCAACCACAGGAUGGGAAUCAGACAGGUGUCUGACCGCUUGCAGCGCCUGAAGAUUGCCUAUUCCAUGCAUUACAUCCAUCUUGCUUUUGCAUUCUUCCACGUCGUCCUGCCCUGUCUGCCUGCUGCUGUCCGUGAAGCAACCUGUCCAGCCGCUACGGAGGCCCUGAACCCCGCCCUCUUCACCUGGUCGGGGCAGUCCGCUCCUCUCGUCGUCGCGGUCAUCGUAGGGAGUGGGAUGCGGCUUCUGGCCUUUGCCCAGCUAGGCAAGAAUUUCACCUUCGUCAUCACACGGCCGUCUGGUCUGAUUCGCUCCGGCCUGUACGCCUACAUGCAGCACCCGUCAUAUACCGGGUUGGUAGUGUCGAUCCUCAGCGUUUGCGGCCUCGUCCUGCGACCAGACGGGGUCCCGGCGUGCUGGAGCCACCAGAGCCCCACGGUGCAAACACUUGUCUCCCUUAUCAUUGCUGCGGACUGGGUUUUCAUUUUGAUCUUCCUUUUCAGGACUUUUUCCAUGCGUGUCGUGAAAGAAGAAGCGUUUCUGCGCCGGAACUUUGGAAAGGAGUGGGAGGACUACCAUUUCCAAACGGCAAGGUUCAUCCCAUGGCUCUUCUAAGAAACCUCUUUUUCCCUUCCCAUUUCACAUUUCAUAAUCAGGCAUCAUGGUGCAACGAACUAUCAUUGUAACGAGGUAGGAUAGAUGGCUUGUUGGCUAUAACUGCAAAUGUCGAAUCUAGGAGCAUACAGGAUAGCUGAUAGAUACUUCGUAUUUCUCUUCUUUCUGCUGGAUCACUGAAUCUAAUAUACUGCAAGCUGUCAUUAGUUCUGACCCCGGAACGAAACAAGUAACCCAAUGAUAAGAAUGUGUCCCUACCGGACUAACGCACAAUCAAUAGCUUAUAAUAAGACGUCGGACAGAAUACGGGCUGCCAGCUGAAUCAGGUCAGAUCGACAUUCC
Messenger RNA from Penicilliopsis zonata CBS 506.65, 985 nucleotides. RefSeq lists its product as hypothetical. Lineage: Eukaryota; Fungi; Ascomycota; Eurotiomycetes; Eurotiales; Aspergillaceae. Gene Ontology annotation, molecular function: protein C-terminal S-isoprenylcysteine carboxyl O-methyltransferase activity. The transcript is spliced from 2 exons. Gene Ontology annotation, biological process: C-terminal protein methylation. The record is from RefSeq and is a predicted model, not a curated record. Gene Ontology annotation, cellular component: endoplasmic reticulum; membrane. Bases 41 to 643 code for a protein of 200 amino acids.